AUGAAGUCUUUCAUCUUCAGCAACAACAAAUCGAACAAAAAGCAAACAAUGUUCGCAAACAUCGCGGCACUCUCCAUUGUUGUUCUACAAUUGCUUGGACAGUUAAACAUCACAAGAGCGAAAAGCGUCGGUCAUUGGAAUCACAGCCUUCAGGAUGGAAAGGUAACGCUUGCCAAAGGCUCGAGGGUUGCUGCCGACAGAGAAGAUUUUGGACAGUAUAUGUGGAGUUCUCCUAAUGCUUGUAUUAUUAACACUCUGAACAUGGAGAAGAGUAAUUAUUAUAUCACUCUAUUAUACUACAAGGAUAAGGAUAAAGAGGCGAAAGGCUGUACUGUAGAUCUUUUAACUGAUAAGAAGGACGAAAUUGUUUUCUCGGCUGUUUUGUGGCAUUUUUCUGGAGGUGGGAUUGGUGGUUGUUUAAAAAAGGAUGACAUCAAUUCGAACGUAUUGCCUUUUGCCUACAGCCUGACAAAUGAAGAGGUCAAGAAAUUCCACAAUGGCCCUCUUUUCGCUGAUGGUGCGUGUCCUGGUUGUUAUGAGGGAUGUGUCAAAAAGACUGGUCUAGAACUUAGAUGGGCAUCUUAUAAAGAUCGAGACGACGAAUAUGCUUUGCUUUCUGUAAAUCCAAUUGCCACAAAAUUGGUUCACACUACAAGUAAAUUCUGGCCCAUGAGUGAGGAAGGAAUUAAAAUGAAUUCUGUUCUUACUAUCAACCAAAAGGAUCCUAAAUUUCACAUCAGUUCUCCAAUAAAUGAGCCAAACAUCAAGGAUCAAAAAUCUAUCUGCAUGAAUAACCUUACAGAAAAUAUUCUCUCGCCUUCAACAUGGGAAAUUGUCGGUACGAGGCCAGAUCCUAUAAUGACUCGUUUGUUGGUUUUUCAUCUUCUUCCACAAACAGCAUCGCGAAAGAUGACAAUGAAGGUAGAAGAUCUUGUUACAAGAAAUAAGAAAUACUAUGUUGUAAAAAACGAUCACCCAGAAGGGCAAAAAUGCGAUUUUAUGGAGAUCUCCUUCGAUAAGCGUAACUACAGAUUGCUGACUGUUUCUCCUAUUACUUCAACACCGAAACCAACACCUACAGAAUUGCCAACUCAAGGCUUACCGAUUAUGCAACAGAAAACUGCACUCUCUUCCAAAGGAGCAACUAAAUCCCCCUCCAAAACUACAAUCACAAAAGCUAAAACAAUGAGGGCUUCUACCACCAAAGAUUCUUCAGGGUCUCUGUUUCUUGUUGUGAUUAUCGUUGUUGUCGUUAUUAUUUUGGUUGCUAUUGGGAUUGGAAUUGCUGUCUACUUUGUCUCUAGGAAGGACUCAGGCAAGAAAGAGAAAGGUGCUGCUAGACCCAACAAAUAA
Messenger RNA from Meloidogyne enterolobii, 1353 nucleotides. The record is from the annotation of a GenBank genome assembly. NCBI's taxonomy places the organism in Eukaryota, Metazoa, Nematoda, Chromadorea, Rhabditida, Meloidogynidae.